This is a messenger RNA of Dendronephthya gigantea, 2620 nucleotides long. RefSeq lists its product as uncharacterized. Gene Ontology annotation, cellular component: membrane; voltage-gated potassium channel complex. Bases 153 to 1775 code for a protein of 540 amino acids. Gene Ontology annotation, biological process: potassium ion transmembrane transport. Gene Ontology annotation, molecular function: delayed rectifier potassium channel activity; ligand-gated monoatomic ion channel activity. The record is from RefSeq and is a predicted model, not a curated record. The transcript is spliced from 8 exons. Lineage: Eukaryota; Metazoa; Cnidaria; Anthozoa; Malacalcyonacea; Nephtheidae.
CGUGAGUGAAAAUUGGAAGGUUGCGACUUUUGCGUUGAAAGAAAGCUUCAAAUUUCUUCAGCGAGUUGUACAGAAUUACCCUAGAAAAUUUAUAUAAAGAAUCGGACGUCAUAUAUCAGAAGAAUAAAGCCCGUUGAAAGAAUCGAAACGUCAUGAACGCGUGGAUAUUCUUCGGCUUGCUGGCCUUCUUCUCUUCAACUACGUAUUCGGCAAAUAUCACAACCCUACCCAAGCCAUCGUACUGCAAGGACGACACGUUAAAGGCGCAAUGGUGGAGUAUUCCUCCGUACAUAUACAAGGACAAAGAUGGCAACAUAAACGGAAUCUUCAAAAGAGUUUUAGACGACAUCGUUAAGCACUGCUGCAAUGGCCACACAAACAUCACGUACGAGCCACUUCCACUUAACGACUCUGAGGUUGUCAAGGACCACAUCGGUGAAAACGGAACAGUCAUCAGUUUUCCAAUAUACGGCGAGAUGAAAGAUACAACAUUCCAGAAUUUCCCGUACAUGCCUGUGGUGGAAGCACCGGGAGUGGUGUUCAUCAUGACCACCGAAGAUUCUGCGAACGCCGCAGAAGCGGUGAUGGGUGCAGUCUUUCAGGGAUGGCCUGUACUCGUGCUUACGUUGGUGAUGGCUGCAUUAUCUGGGAUCAUCAUAUGGGCAUUGGAUACUUAUUGGAACCCAGACGAAUUUCCGCCAUCGUUUUUCCAAGGAGCAUGGGAAGGAUUCUGGUGGGCUUUCGUGUCGAUGACAACAGUGGGAUAUGGCGAUCGUUCACCUCGUUCAUUCUUCGCACGGGCUUUUUCUUUUGUAUGGAUUAUGAUUGGUCUCGUAAUCAUCUCGAUCUUCACGGCCACCGUGACCACAUCAUUGACAGCAAUCAGUUUGAGCAACGAAAUCAAACUCUAUGGAUCCGACGUUGUCGCUCUCAAGAACACAGAAGAGCAAAGAUUUGGUGUGCGAAAUAACGCUAAAGUUGGAGUCCGUUUUACAGUGGAACAAAUGAAGAACGCCAUAAUCAAUAAGGAAGAUGACACGAUUGGAGGCUUAUUGGACAGCUACGUAGCAGGGUACUGGGCACAAAACAAAGACAACGUGGCACAACCUUUGGCCGACCCGCUACUGCAAGUUGGCACAGUUUUUGAUCAUCAGUUCGCGUACGGAUUCGUAAUCGCGGCAGGGUACGAGAAAAACGAAGAAUUUGAGAAGUGCACCCGGAAGAAGUUGAACAGCAUGGAAACAGAAAUUACGAAGAUUAUUCAGGAUGAUGCAAAAACGAUGGAGGAAUCAGGAGAGAGUGCCGCAGUGCAGAAAACACAGAAUCUCUUUGACCCAGAAUCUCCAAUAUUCCAAAAAGCAAUAUUCUGUUCGCUUGGUUUGGUCGUAGGUCUGACCUUGCUGGGUUUGAUUUGGGAAUAUGCAUACUGGAGACCAAGACAGCCAAAACCUAAAACCACAGAAGUCGAAAGGGUCAUCACACCUCACACGUCCUAUGAAGAGCUAGUGGCCCAACAAAGCGCGGAGAUUGAAGAGAUUAUGCGCAACGAAGUGCAACGGUUCUACAACAGCUGGAACCAGAAGCUGGAAGAUCUGAAAUUUAGAAACAGCAAGCUGAAGGCCGCGGAUGAGCUCAAAGAAGACCAUCAUGAAAGGUACGAUGAGGAAAAACAGAGGCUAAGUGACGACGAAGCUGAAGAGAUGGAAGAGAUGGAUGAUUACAAUGAUGUCAACAUGCAAUCAAGGAAAUCUCCGUUCUCGGCAUCAGAUAUCUAACUCUUUUCUCUCAAACAAUGCACUUUUUAACGUUUAUGUUCUUUUUGCAAACUUUUCGAAAACCUCAAGCUACGAAUUUCUCAGUUUUUUUUUGACAGAAAAUUUUAUCUUACUGCGCAAGUGUCUUAUACUUAAUAUAUAAUCUCUCGAAAUUUGAAAAGAAAGUUUCCGAUUUCUCACGAUUUGUGACAAGAAAUACGUACAUUUCAAUUUGAAAAUUUGAUCAUUUAAUUUCGUUUCAAAACACUAGAAAGCAGUACAGAUAUUUAGCACAAUAUCGCUACUUCGUUGAUCUUUUGCGAAUUAAGGUAAUGCAAUGCAUGGAUGAUUAAUAGAUCGUUAUAUAAUCGUACCCCGGAAGAAAUACCCUCUCUAGUGCCAGUGUUACCAAGGCAAGGUGACGAUACAGCACAGCGUGUCAAAGAGGCAGGUGAACAGGAGAUUUUCGGAAGCAGAUCAAGAUUGUGGCGAUUUGAAACGGUUGUUCGGUUUGGGACUUUCGGCAACCCUGGUAGAAUUUUUUUUACCUUAAUUUAUACGAAUUUUCAGGAUAGUAUACUAUUCGCACUGUAUUAUCCGUAAUUAUCUAAGAGUGUAUCUGCUAUGUAUCUUAUAUGCUUGUGUAUAUAGCUGUAAUUAAAAUAAGUGUGAAAAAAAUUUCAGAUUACAACUGCAUGGUUUAUCAACAGAAUUUAUCGACAGGUUUAUUGAGAGUAGCAGUUAUACUCCACUUGUUAAAAGUUACCCCCGAAAUUUGGCCCUAUUUUUGGACAGAAAAAGAACCCCCUGUUCUGUGGUAAAAAUGAAACCCGUAAAUUUAUUCUUUUAUUGGGGUAAGGAUUUUA